Papilio machaon (common yellow swallowtail) is the source of this 3303-nucleotide messenger RNA. RefSeq names its product hemicentin-2-like. Lineage: Eukaryota; Metazoa; Arthropoda; Insecta; Lepidoptera; Papilionidae. Gene Ontology annotation, biological process: cell adhesion; axon guidance. The transcript has 20 exons. The record is from RefSeq and is a predicted model, not a curated record. Bases 144 to 3260 code for a protein of 1038 amino acids. Gene Ontology annotation, molecular function: protein binding. Gene Ontology annotation, cellular component: plasma membrane.
GAAAAGUGUGUUUCUCUGCGCUUGACUCGGCGCAGCAGAUUAUUAAUAUUUGCAAACGUUGUUGAUAAGAAAUCUUUAUAAAAUUAUACAGCUUAAAUAUAAUUCAGUGUAUUGUCGACGUCGCGCAGAAUCGAUCGUGAAACAUGUUUCUAAGAACGUGUUCAAGUAUUUUGCUUUUACUUAGUGUUAAUUAUGUUAUUGUAUGCGGCCAGUCAGCGGAUCAGAAGAGCAGAUUUGCCUUCGUUAUAGACGACACAUUGUCCAUGGCGACCGACAUCGCCGAAGUCAAAAGUAAAACUAAACUCAUAUUUGAUACAGUCCGGAAUUCCGCAGAGUCGCAGAUUGAAAAUUUUAUUUUGGUAACAUUUAAUGAUCCCGGUUUUCAGCCGGCACUGGUAACCUUUAGUGAAAGCGUAUUUAAAGCUGCUCUAGAUGCUAUCGUGGUGCACAGUGGACCGGACAACUUAGAAUGCCCGGAGAUGUCGAUGCAUGGCCUGGCUGAGGCUCUGGCACAUACCCUGCCAGGCUCCUAUAUCUAUGUGUUCACCGACGCUGCGGCCAAAGACUACGCUGACGGUCCAAAGAUUAAGAAAAUGGCACAGAAGCAAGGAACGCAGAUUACGUUCGUAUUAACACCCCCGACGUGCGGACCUUUUUACGAAAAUGACCCUAAUUACAAAGUGUAUAAAGAGCUGGCCGCUGCAACUUCGGGGCAAGUACUUCACGUCGCAAGAGGGGAAGUUGGAAAGGUCCUAGAUUUCGUAGGGAAAUCUCUAGACAAAAGACGAGCCGUUAUAGGUAGAGCGGAAUUACCACCAGGCUACAACAACAACAUCACUAUUACAGGUGACAAAGAAAUUCGUGAUGUACAAUUUUCCGUAACAGGCUUGAAGCCAAAACUAAAAAUAACGAAACCAGACGGAAAUGAAGUCAAUACAACCGACAUAUUCAAAAAUGAUAAGACUCUGGUCGUGGGAGUUGAUGGGCUUGGGUCAGGUAACCAUACAGCCAAUGUGGGCAGCGAGUCUGACACGAGCGUUGUAAUAACCGGAGUCACUAAUGUUAAUUUCCAACAUGGUUUUUCGGUAUUCAAACCGAGGUCAAUAAAUACAACAGUAACCAGACCUAUUCAAGGUAAACCGUCCUACUUAGCAAUAGAAUUAUCAACAAAAGCUAAGGAUUUUAAACUAGAUGAAGUAGAAUUAUUAGAUAUGAAUGAUAAUGUUAUUUCUGUUUGGCCGUUAAAAGAAGUGGCCACGAAUUUCUAUGUGGCCGAACAACAACUACCUCCAACUACCAUGUUCAGAGUAGCGGUGAAAGGACACAAUACUAAAACGAAUGAAAUCAUACGAAGAUUAUCUGCGACUCCCGUUGAACCUCAAACAUUAACCACGGAUGAUAAACCGGAGAACAGACGGCCCACAGUUACUUUGAUUGGAGAUACGUCAAUAGCAGUGGCAUAUGGUGACCCUGUGCAGCUGCAAUGUAAAGUUAAUGCAUAUCCUAAACCAAAACUUAUGUGGAUUGAAGAAAAAUCUGGAUUGACAGUUUCGGAAAUGAUCGUGGAAGAAGAUCUGCCUUAUGGUUACAUAAGCAUAUUAGACUUGGAACAAGUAAAGACCAAUACUUCAUAUCGAUGCCGCGCUAUCAACGAUUAUGGCGACGAUACAACUAAAGUUAGUGUUGGUGUUAAUAGUAAAGUGCCACCGAAAAUCGAUGAAUCUGUGAAACAAGUCAACGUAAUAAGGAAAGAAAGUGCUUCAAUUACGUGCAAUGUCACUGAAGGAAUACCUCAACCAGAUAUCCGAUGGAGUUACAAACGUCCCUUGACUCGAGUAUUUGUUCCACUUGAUGAUAAAUCAGAUGUUAUUCAAAUCAAUACCACGGAGCUACACAACGCAGGAAUAUACAAAUGUGAGGCGAACAAUUUGUUUGGCCGAGCCGAACACCAAAUUGAAUUAGUGAUAAAAUAUCCACCAACAAUAAGAGAUAACAGGCAAAUUGUAAAAGCUACGGAAGGUCAACGCGUCUUUCUCACGUGCAAUGCAGACGGAGUGCCCAAACCCGAUGUCAGAUGGUACUUCAAGGGACAUGAAAUCGGGAAAACUUUAAAGUUUCGUAUUUAUGCGCGCAACACGUUAAGUAUGGUGGUUUCGUUCAACAACUCAGGAAUUUAUACAUGUAAUGCCGUAAACGAAAUAGGAUCUGACACUAAAGAGGUGAAAGUCGUUGUAGAUGGUCCGCCAUUCAUUGAAACAUCUUCAGUACCCAAGACGACGACGGCUGUCGUCGGCGAUUUGAGGGUGAAUCUGCCGUGCCUUGCUACAGGCAGCCCUGAGCCCACAAUCACUUGGGCGAAGGAUGGAGUCGAAAUUCCUUCAGGAACCGAGUGGUACAAUAUAAAGAAGGACGGUACCUUAGUGAUUAAGAACGUGACCACAACCUCACAGGGCAGAUAUGUGUGUACAGCUAGAAAUUCAAAAGGGAUUGAUACAGAUUACUUUGACGUUGUUGUACGACCUUACCCCGAUGCAACUGAGAAACGUAAUGUUGUCAACCUUUUGUUGGGAUCCUCGGCUACCAUCGAAUGUGAUGUUCCACACACGUCAAACGAUCGUCUCAUUUGGUACAAGGAUACAGAAAUCGUAGCUACCGGUGAACUACAUUUGAAAGAUGUUGAAAUUGAAAGUAGCGGCGUGUACACUUGCCGCGUCAGCACGCUGUCCGGCGCCGCCAGCGCCACCACCGAGCUGAACGUCGGCUUCCCGCCAGAGUUCCUCGAACAAAGCUCUGAACAAACAGACUUUGAUUUGAACGCCGAGGCGUAUUUCUCGUGCCUAGCCGCCGGAGAGCCGAACCCGACGGCAACAUGGCUGCACGAUGGCAAAGACUUAGAGAUCACCGAUAUGGAUUACCGUGUUUACAUGACAUUUAAUGAUUUGGGACACUACAAAUGUACAGUGAGCAACUUAUACGGAACAAUAACGCGUGAUUUUCAAAUCAUCGAUACAGGAUGCACGUUAGUAAGUAGGAUAAAUAAUGAUAGCCCCGUAAUUUCUUUAAUGGAAGCUAGACUUUUGUCAGAUAAUGUCAGCAUUUUAAAAGUGUCCAAAGGGGAUGUAGUGACAAUCAUCUGUGAAAAUGGUUUUGAAAAGUAUCCUGGAACGGAAGUAGAAGCUGUUUGCGUUGAAGCUGCCACGGUCCGGAUAAUAGACGUGGAGAUUAAUUUAUCUGAUAUAAAAUGCAAGAAAACUAAGUAAUGUUAAGAAUAAUAAAUAAAGAGAAAUAAAUCGUUACCAAAAA